UUGAAUUUCCAGCAGUCCUGUUGAGCACUUCAACAGGAGAGAUUGAAUCUGAAUUUCACACGUAUGUCCAGCCUCAGGAGCAUCCUAUUCUCUCUGAAUUUUGUACAGAACUAACUGGCAUAACGCAGAAUCAGGUUGAUGAAGGGGUCCCUCUAAACAUUUGUUUAUCGCAGUUUUUGAAAUGGAUUCAAAAGAUACAAAAGGAGAAGAAAAUUAUAUUCAGUUCAGAUAUUCCAAGUCAUUCUACUUCAGAGGCAAAACCAUGUACCUUUGUUACUUGGACAGACUGGGACCUGGGUGUGUGCUUGCAGUAUGAGUGUAAAAGGAAGCAGUUGCGAAAACCUGACAUUUUCAAUUCCUGGAUUGAUCUCAAAGCAACAUACAGGGCCUUCUAUAAUAGGAAGCCUAAAGGGCUAAGCGGUGCCCUGCAGGAUUUGGGGAUAGCUUUUGCAGGACGGGAACAUUCUGGUUUGGAUGAUUCUCGGAAUACUGCCCGUCUUGCUUGGAGGCUGAUUUGUGAUGGAUGUGUGCUGAAGGUUACUAAAUCUUUGGAUAAGGUUAGUAACUACUUCUUAUCUUUCCUUCUACUUGCUUUGACUCCACAGGAAAGUAACAGUAGACCUGAAACAUUUAGAGAUGGAACUUGUGAAAUAAAUUCUCUGGCCGAGAAAAACCACAAGUGUGUCGCUGGGAUUCAGAUAAAUUCUAAUGUACAAACUGAAGAACAACAGACCACUUGCAUUGGUUCUUCUGCAGAUGUCCACAUCGUACCUAGCAGCAGCUCAAGGACAGAGUUACAUGCUCAAGCCCGAAGCUCUUUAACAGCAUCCACUGGCAGAUUGCCUGUUCCUCUUGAGCAGGCACAGCAAUCUCACAGUACUGUGUCAACAGGCAUUGAGCAAGGAUUGAACAAAGGGCAACCUCUGAGUAUAGCCAGAUCUAGCUGUACUAGAUCUCCAGUACACCCACCAGGACUAGUGCUUGUCGCCACUACUAUCGCCUCAGUUAGUAUCUCCAAUGAAGAUGUCAGUACUAGUUCUGAUUGCUUAUCUCUGCUGACUGACUGGGAAGAUGUCGCUUUAAUACCAGAAUCUCAAUAUGAACAAAAUUCAGACUGUGUUCAAGUCAAAGAUGACUCGAGUACUGAUGUUUUAACAGUGUUUGAAGAGAAAACAAUUCUGAAACAAUCGGCUGUCAUGAGUUCAGAUAAUCAGAGUUUGGAGAAAACCAUAGUACCUGUGGAACCUCUGAAAUCUAUCAUUUACAAAAGUCCUGAUACUACUAUCUAUAAUGUAGGGACAGUACAAAGGCAGACUUCAAAUUUUGCAGCUUUUAAGUUACCAUCUGCAAAGGUAAAUGCUGCUUCAGCACAAUCUGCAUUAACUGGAAAUUAUUCUACUCCUUCAGAGGUUCCUAAAAGAAAGCCAACUAGUCCAAAAACAUUUCCACCAGCAAAAAAACAGUCUUUUGCUAUAUAUCAAGACAAAAUGGCAUCUUCUGAUCAUUCCUUUCCUUUAAGAAGUUCAAAUUUGCCCAAAGCAUCUCCUGCCAUUCUGAACUCCACAGUCAAUUUGAAUCUGUCUGUAAGAGCUGUAAAAAAUGGAAAACCAACUCCCCCUCUGUGUAAUUGUGGUCGAAGAGCUAAAAAACUGCAUGUGUCAAAUGCUGGUCCAAAUCAUGGCAAAGCAUUUUUUUGUUGUCCUGUUGGCAAGCAUGAAGGUAGUAAGAAAGGUUGUGGAUACUUCAAGUGGGAAUAUGCACUUCUAAAAGACAAAUCUAAUGGUCUUACCCUGAAUGCAGAUGCUUUGACCUCUCUUGGGUCUUACGCUAGUAAUUUAGGAAAUUCUUCCAACAAAAAAUAUUUGUGUCUUAGACCCUCUAUGAGAACUUGA
This is a messenger RNA of Phaethon lepturus (White-tailed tropicbird), 1892 nucleotides long. It is a transcript of the gene ERI2, whose product is annotated as ERI1 exoribonuclease family member 2. The record is from RefSeq and is a predicted model, not a curated record. Gene Ontology annotation, biological process: exonucleolytic trimming to generate mature 3'-end of 5.8S rRNA from tricistronic rRNA transcript (SSU-rRNA, 5.8S rRNA, LSU-rRNA). The transcript is spliced from 6 exons. NCBI's taxonomy places the organism in Eukaryota, Metazoa, Chordata, Aves, Phaethontiformes, Phaethontidae. Gene Ontology annotation, molecular function: nucleic acid binding; zinc ion binding; 3'-5'-RNA exonuclease activity. The annotation marks the transcript as partial.